GCAAAACCCUAGAUGAAGCGGUGUCGCCUCCGUCUCAGCAAGAACACCAACCGACAAGCUUGGCGGGGUCACUGCCGACAGUUGCCAUGCAAGUGCUUGAACGCCUUAGUUGAUGCUCUAGAGACGAUAGUCCUUCCACCUAUGGCAAAGGGGGUCCAGCCAAGUCUUGGGUCGACCUCCUGAUGAUGUAUACUCGUUUAAUGAGGGCGCUUGGAAGGUGAAGAUGGCACCACCAGCACCCAUCCAUCAAGCUAUAAAGACAUUGUCUCCUAUCCCAGCUGUCCUGACAAUCCAUCAACCAACUCACCUUCUCACCUUCUCUUCCCUUCUUUCUCUUUAUUCCAACUAUAGUCUUUUGCUCUCCUUCCAUUCUACACAAUGACCAACCUCAAGUGGAUCAUUGCAGUGGCCGGCCUCCUGUCUGGACAGGUCCUGGCUGCUCCUACUGCCACCACCCACGCUAAGCGUGCCACUGUCAGCGACAGUGCUUUCGGCUACGCCAGCCUGAACGGCGGCACCACCGGUGGAUCCGGCGGAACCACGACGACCGUCUCCUCGUACGCGGCCUUCACCUCGGCCGUCAGCAGCGACGACAAGAAGGUGGUGUAUGUCAGCGGCACGAUCAGCAAGGCGGCCGACCAGGUCAAGGUGGGCAGCAACACCUCGAUCAUCGGCAAGGACGCCAACGCCAUCCUGGACGGAUUCGGCCUGCUGGUCAAAAAGAAGGAGAACGUGAUCAUCCGCAACCUGGGCGUGAAGAAGGUGUUGGCCGACAACGGCGAUGCCAUUGGUGUUCAAUACUCCAACAACGUCUGGAUCGACCACUGCGACGUCUCCUCCGACCGCGACCACGACAAGGACUACUACGACGGUCUGAUCGACGUCACCCACGGUUCCGACUACGUGACCAUCUCCAACACCUUCCUCCACGACCACUGGAAGGCCUCGCUGGUGGGCCACUCGGACAGCAACUCCGACGAGGACACCGGCCACCUGACCGUGACCUACGCCAACAACUACUGGUACAACAUCAACUCGCGCGGCCCCUCCUUCCGCUUCGGCACCGGCCACAUCUACAACAGCUACUACCUCGAUGUCAGCGACGGCAUCAACACCCGCGACGGCGCCCAGCUGCUGGUCGAGUCCAACGUCUUCAGCGGCUCCAAGAAGCCCCUCUACUCGACCGACAGCGGCUACGCCGUCGCCAACGACAACGACUUCGGCGAUGGCGAGAACGCCGCCGACAAGGGCACGUUGACUUCCGUGCCGUACAGCUACACUCUGCUCGGCUCGAGCAAGGUCAAGAGUGCUGUUGUGGGCACGGCCGGACAGACUCUUACUUUCUAAGCUUGACUAGCUUGCCUAGCUUAGCUUCGCUCUGCCGGAUGAGCGGGGUUAGUAAGGGGGUAGUGGAUAGCAGUGGUAGUGGUGGUGGUUUGUCAUUCGUUUAAUUUCU
Molecule: messenger RNA, 1456 nt
Organism: Aspergillus aculeatinus CBS 121060
Lineage: Eukaryota; Fungi; Ascomycota; Eurotiomycetes; Eurotiales; Aspergillaceae
Product: pectate lyase family protein
Exons: 3
Coding region: 379-1347 (322 amino acids)
Molecular function (GO): pectate lyase activity
Source: RefSeq, a predicted model, not a curated record